CCCUAGCUACUCUCCGUUAUGUGCCUCUCAUGGCUUCCUCCGCCAUCUUCUUCUCUUUCUUCCUCGGCCUCUCUCUCCAUGUCUCUGCCGAUAAACCCAGCGAUAUAUGUCCGGUAAGAGUUUGUCACCCUCACGGUCCUGAGAUUCGCUUCCCUUUCCGAGUAAGAGACUUCCAUCCCGAGCGAUGCGGCUAUCCGGGCUUCGACCUCUCGUGCAACAUCCGAGGCCAAGCGAUUCUCCAGUUGCCCAACUUGCAGUACUUCGUCGUCGACCUCAUUAACUACGAGCAGCAGUACGUGGUGCUCAAGGAACCGACCAACUGCCUGGCGAAGCGGCUUCAGAACUUGACGCUUUCACGCUCGCCCUUCCUAGCGGAAGAGUACGGGAGCUACACGUUUGCGAGUUGCAUCGAAGAUCUAUCGUCAGAGCCUGGGAUCGAACGGGUGGACUGCGUCAGCGAUCAACGAAACAACGUGCUGUACAGUAGUACCAGCAAUUUCUACGCUUCUUGGUACUUCUCGGUGUUCAAAUGUCGGAAUUGGACCGUGUCGGUUCCGGUGUCGUCGCAAUAUCCAACGAAUAUAACCGAGAGGGUUGUCCUGAGGUGGGAUCUAUCAGAUUGUGGCGGGUGCGAGAAAAGUGGCGGGAGGUGCGGGCUCAAGGUAUCCGCAGGCUCCGAUGUUCGAUGCUUCGGUAAACAUGGGUUUUUACAGCAUGCCAAGUUUUGGAUACUCUCCGGCGUCAUAUUGCCCUUCGUCGCUUGCAUGUCCUGUAUCGCGUGCUACCUAAGCUCGCACUCUCCGCUCUCUAGUCAUCGUGGUCGUCGGGGCCACCCUCCUAACAUCGAGGACGGUGAGAACAACGUUGUUGAUAUCUCAUUUCCUUCAAGCCCCUCGAGAGAAACUCGAAGCGCCCCCAAUGGCGUCGCUGGCAUCGAUCUAGCCACGAUAGAAUCUUAUCCGAAGAUUCAAGUCGACGAUGAUGGACAGGUACCUAGGCCCAAUGAUGAUACCUGCGCGAUUUGCCUGUCAGAGUACCAGCCCAAGGAGACACUCCGGACCAUCCCUGCAUGUGGACACUACUUCCACGCCCAAUGCAUCGACCAGUGGCUCAGACGAAAUGCUUCUUGUCCGUUGUGCCGCGAUCACAAGGGGUCUCCCGAUCCUAUGACCGCAAGUAACUGA
This is a messenger RNA of Rhodamnia argentea, 1184 nucleotides long. Its product is annotated as putative RING-H2 finger protein ATL21A. The coding region runs from base 30 to 1184 and encodes 384 amino acids. The transcript has 3 exons. Gene Ontology annotation, molecular function: polysaccharide binding. The record is from RefSeq and is a predicted model, not a curated record. NCBI's taxonomy places the organism in Eukaryota, Viridiplantae, Streptophyta, Magnoliopsida, Myrtales, Myrtaceae.